CUUCAUGCAACCAUCCCUGAAAGUUGAAUCUAUCGAUCUCGCUGAAUCAUCAUCAUCAAGUCUAUGUUUGAACGUCGAAACCUCAAUUGAAGUUUCUACCGAUCAAAUUCCCUCCUCGGAACAUUCAAUGGCACAAGGAAACUCGUUAAAGGAGACACGGGUAGCCGGUUUCGAUUUUCCGCUAACCUGUGAGGAGGACAUUGAUCGACUUGAGCUGAUGGUCCGCAGGAAUCCGCUCAUCCGGAAUCAAUAUAUACGAUAUUUGUCGGCCAAUAAGCCGCCAAAUAUGGAUGUUGGGCAAGUCUUUUAUCGUUUCUUCGAAAAUGAUUCUUUAUCUAACUUUAAUUGGAGUGGUAUUGAACGGGGUGCAACAGCAACAGGCGUCAAAAAGGCAAUGCAACAGUAUGAGAUCUUCAACGCUUGUAUGUUAGAAGCAUGGCAAUCUCACGACGUAACGAUGGCUUCACUGAAAGAACGACUGAAAAGAGCUCUCUUGCUGAUCUCUCGCCGUCGCUAUACUAACGAGUACAACAAACGAAGACAAAUUCAACGGAUGACUCAAGAAAAAUAGAGUCUUUACAUCGCGUCGACGUGUGCUAUUCUGCGACAUUUUGUAUAAGAGAUAUCACUGUCCUGCGUACCAAAAAAUCUUGUCUGGAGUAUACUGCCGUUCUACGCAUAGUUGUCCCAUAUUCCAAAAUCAGCAACUGAGAAAAACGCAAUUCCAUUUUUCUAGCCAAUUUGUUUACCAGAAGCUUUUUUUUUUGAUAAGCAGGAAACUGUUGUUUGUGGUAGAUUUGUUCUUUAUCGCAAAAUACUACACCCGUAGGCUUAUUCAUAACUUUUGAACUACUGGACCGAUUCGGAUGAUCGAUGUGGAAAAUAAAAGCCAAUUACUUAUCCUUUUAAAAAAAAAAAAGAAUUACACUUGGCAAAAAUUUUGAUUUUGUUUUCAUUAUUAUUGAUUGUAGUCAUUUUUUGUUGUUUUCAUUGCUUUGGACUAGAGGGCGAUAUAUUUUUUUAUAUUUUUUC
Messenger RNA from Toxorhynchites rutilus septentrionalis, 1032 nucleotides. RefSeq lists its product as uncharacterized. The record is from RefSeq and is a predicted model, not a curated record. The transcript is spliced from 3 exons. Bases 5 to 571 code for a protein of 188 amino acids. NCBI's taxonomy places the organism in Eukaryota, Metazoa, Arthropoda, Insecta, Diptera, Culicidae.